AUGGGCCCCUUCAAGCCUCUGCACAUUCUGGCCUUUGGCGCCACCGGCAACAUUGGAAAACACAUCGUCAACCAGCUCAUUCGAGCCAACCCCCCGUUUCCCAAAAUUUCGAUCUUCACCUCUGCAAACACAGUCUCUAAUAAGCCCGAACUCUUGGCCAGAUGGAAAGAUGCAGGCAUAUCGGUAAUCGUGGGUGAUAUCACCAGCUCAGCAGACGUGAAGAAUGCGUAUCAAGGUGUCGAUACCGCCAUCAGCUGCCUUGGCCGAGGGGCUCUUGAGCUUCAAUUUCAGCUCAUCAAAUUGGCGGAUGAGUCGGAUUCCGUCCGAUGGUUUUUCCCGUCGGAAUACGGGACAGAUCCGGACCACGACCCCAGCAGUGCUCACGAGAAACCUCACCAGUUGAAGCGAAGAGUGCGCAAGUUAUUCGCGGAGGAAGUGAAAAAUCUGAAGCCGACGUUUCUUGUCGUGGGACCAUACAUUGAGAUGUGGGUUGAUGGUGGUGCACUGAAGGAUGCCUUUGGCGGGAUUGAUGUUGAGAAGAAGGAGGCAACUCUGCUUGGAGAUGGAGAGCAGCCUAUUGGCUUUACGGCCAUGGACGACGUGGGCAAAGCGAUGGUAGCGGCACUAAAGCGGCCCGAAGUCUCAUUUGGCAAGAUUCUUAAGAUUGCUUCGUUCACAAAGUCAGCGAAACAGGUCCUGGCCGAAUUUGAGAAGCAGCUCGGCCAAGAAUUCAACGUCAAGUACAUCCCGCUAGAUGAUGCGAAGAGCCUCGAGAAGAAGUAUUGGGACGAGGGCAAUCCAGCGGCAGUUGUCGGAACGCUGCGCAGGAUCUGGGCCACUGGAGGAGCAGUUUAUGAUAAGCUGGAUAAUGAAGAUCUUGGAUUGCAUCCGGAUCAGCUGCAAUCUUUAGAGGUUGCGGUGCGAAACCAUCUUGAUAAAGUCCCCUUUUGA
Molecule: messenger RNA, 951 nt
Organism: Trichoderma citrinoviride
Lineage: Eukaryota; Fungi; Ascomycota; Sordariomycetes; Hypocreales; Hypocreaceae
Product: NAD(P)-binding protein
Exons: 2
Coding region: 1-951 (316 amino acids)
Molecular function (GO): oxidoreductase activity
Source: RefSeq, a predicted model, not a curated record